Molecule: messenger RNA, 2677 nt
Organism: Silurus meridionalis
Lineage: Eukaryota; Metazoa; Chordata; Actinopteri; Siluriformes; Siluridae
Gene: smad6a
Product: SMAD family member 6a
Exons: 5
Coding region: 769-2160 (463 amino acids)
Biological process (GO): anatomical structure morphogenesis; SMAD protein signal transduction; cell differentiation
Cellular component (GO): heteromeric SMAD protein complex
Molecular function (GO): transcription regulator inhibitor activity; I-SMAD binding
Source: RefSeq, a predicted model, not a curated record
GUGUGUGUGUGUGUGUGUGUAUGCGUGCGUGCGUGUGAGAGAGGGAGAAGGAGCGCAAGGAACAAUCGUAGGAUCCAGUUCAUCUCGGUCGGAGCGCAAGGAUUUAAAGGGCAAGUCUUCCUGGCGCAGAGACUUCAUGGAUGUUUCCGUUGCAUGAAUAAUUUGCAUAGAGAUAAAGAGAUAUAUAUAUUGUCUGGCUGGAUCAGGAUGGAGGUGUUCCCCCUGAAAGGAUUACUUUGGGGUUGGUUACAGAGUUGCAGCGUGCACGCGCCUGUACCGAUCUGAAACAGAGUAUAUACUGUUUAUACAGUGUAACCGAGGUUCGGCUGAUCAAGAGUGUGUUCAUCCUGUGAUGUGAAUCUUAACGGGCUGUGCAGGAAUGCACCGGACUCAAGCAAGCCUUUAAAUCAACUUUUUCAUGUUUUGCAGACUUGGAUCUGCAUGCAUUAUUUAUUUUUUUAUUUACUUUAUUUUUUUUUAUUCUAAUUGGCAUUGAUGCGCCGUGACAGCGCCGCCGCUUUUUUGCUGCAAAACUGCCCUAGUCUAAUGUUGUGUUCCGGCCAGGAGGAAUGCGCCCGCGGCUGUGCGUCUAGGCUUGUGCACGGCGCUCACCGAGCCUUGAUGUCGGACAACGAGCAGGAGCAUCGUCGGGAUCGGGAGCAGACGUAGGACGCAGUCCCGCACACAUAGAUAUAUAUAUAUUUAUAUAUACAUACAGACGCCUUGGGAAAGGAAAAAAGCGCGCAUGAGAAACGGUUAAGGUGUCGUAUGUUCAGGACGAGACGCGGCGCUCUGGUUCGGCGACUCUGGAGAAGCCGUUUGAUCGCGGACGGAGAGGAGGCCGAUGGAGGCAGCAAGAGCUGCGAGGAUCCGGAGAACAUUUCCCGAACGGAGCCUACGCCUGUGGGAAACUCCGGGGGAUCAAGCGACACCCUGGCUUUGGUGGAAAGUGUAGGAUCUGAGCUUGUUGUAGAACAAGCAGGCAUCCAAGUGGACAUGUGCGUCCAGGAGCAGCGUGGACUCCCUCCAUCGGAGGAGGAGGAGAGCGAAGGCAGGACAGUGACCUGCUGUUGGUUCAAAGACCUCCAUCGAAGCAAAAGUGACCUUUCUGAUUCCUGGCAGGUUCGAGACCAUGGUGUUAGUGCUGCUGCAGAUUCGAGAACUCGUAGGACAUUACUGGAGCAAGAACUUCACAGGUGUGCCUAUGCGCUCCUGAAAAGUUUUAAGGAGAAACCCCUGGGCGUCUUAUUGGAGUCUGUGGAGUCUAAAGGUGCUGUCAUGGCUGGAUGUGUUGCAGCUCCUCAGGCCGAGCUGCAUGUCGGAGGUCGUGCGGUGUCUCCUCAAUACCUGCUGUGUAGGUUUUUCCGUUGGCCUGACCUGCAGCUCUCAUCCCCGCUCAAAGCUCUGUGCUGCUGUCAGAGUUUCAGGGCGCCAGGUGGCGAGGCUCCAUGCUGCAACCCCUAUCAUUACAGCCGCCUUUGUGGACCAGAUUCGCCACCCCCUCCCUACUCACAGCUCUCUCCCAAACUAGGACAGGAGUCUCUGGUUCCUAUACACCCGGUGUUGCCUUAUACUGAGAUUGAGGCGACUGGGUCACUAAGCAGCACAACCAGGGGUCACUCAGACACCAGCUCGUCUCCCUCCUCACUCGGACGUAAACACUGGUGUAACGUGGCGUACUGGGAGCACCGGAUGCGUGUGGGUCGCCUGUAUCCGGUGUACGACUCCUCCCUCAGCAUCUUUUAUGACCUACCUCAGGGCACAGGCCUAUGCCUGGGCCUGCUGCCCAACAUGGGCCGUGGCAGCUCAUCGGUUCAGCGUGCACGCGCCAAGAUCGGCCAUGGUAUCCUACUAAGCCGAGAGGCUGAUGGUGUGUGGGCGUACAACCGCAGCCAGCACCCCAUCUUCAUCAACUCGCCCACUCUGGAGCACCCUCGCUGCCGCAGCCCCACCGUCACACGGGUGAUGCCAGACUACUCGGUUAAGAUUUUUGACUACGAGAAGUCAUGCCAAAUCGGCCACCUGGCACACACGGAAGGGCCGUACGAUCCAAACAGCGUGAGGAUCAGCUUUGCUAAGGGCUGGGGACCAUGCUACUCAAGACAGUUUGUCACAUCAUGUCCAUGCUGGCUGGAGAUUUUGCUUAAUAACCACAGAUAGCAUACACACGUGCACACACACACACACACACACACAAACACAGUGGCAACUUACUUAGUCUUACUUAUUUCUCUCUCUCUCUCUCUUUCUCUCUCUCUCUCUCUCUCUCUCUUUCUCUCUCUGUCACACACACACACACACACACACACACACACAAAACACACACACAGGCACAUAAAUACAUUCACACUCCCGAUCCCGAAACGUAAUCUAUUUAGAUUUAAUAUAAAGUUUUAUAUAUACAUAUUAUAUAAAGGACAUCAUACUUGUAAAUAAUGAGUCCUUUUUACAGUGUAAUUAUUUAUGUACGGUGCAAUGUGUAUAUGGACGUGAAGAAAACAAGAUGAUCAGGUGAUGCACUUUGGAUUCUAUAUGCUUCCAUGGAAUCUUUGCCAUUUUUACUAACGGAUGUGUACAGAAACCCUGGUUUUGGUGUAUAGUUUUCAUAUACGAUCAAUACCCAAAAAAAAACAAAAAGUACAAUGGACACAUUGAUAAUAAAGUAUUCCUCAGAUAA